Molecule: messenger RNA, 981 nt
Organism: Rotaria sp. Silwood1
Lineage: Eukaryota; Metazoa; Rotifera; Eurotatoria; Philodinida; Philodinidae
Source: the annotation of a GenBank genome assembly
AUGUGCCUUACUAUUGGCUUUAUUAUUAUAUUAUACAUAUUCUAUCGUUUAUAUCGACAUUUUUUUCCAACACCAAACAUUGAUCCCAAUGGCAAAUAUGUUCUUAUUAGUGGCUGUGAUACUGGAUUCGGCAAUGGAUUAGCUAUUGAGCUUGAUAAACAAGGUUUUAAUGUUCUUGCUGGUGUUUUCGUUCCUUCCAGCCUAAACUCUCUUAAAGAUAUACUUUCACCAAGAGCCACUGUCUUUCGUCUUGAUAUUACUAAAGAAGAAGAUAUUAAUGCUGCAUUUGAAUUAGUCAAAGAAAAAACAAACGUCCUUCAUGCACUUGUUAAUAACGCUGGUAUUGGUACCGGUGGCUACAUCGAUUGGAUAACAUUAGAACAUAUGCACAAAAUAAUGGAUGUAAAUUUUUUUGGACAUGUAGCAAUGACGAAAAAGUUUUUACCAUUGUUAAUAGCUAAACGUGACUCUCGAGUUGUUAAUAUUACUUCAGUGAUGGGUUUAAUAACUCCACCAGGCAUGUCAGCAUACUGUGCAUCGAAACAUGCUUUCGAAUCGUUUUCUGAUUGUCUUCGUCGUGAAAUGUUUUCAUGGAAUUUACAUGUUUGUAUUAUCGAACCAGGAUGUUUACGAACGCCAAUCAUUCAAGGACAAGAUCGUAUCAUACAAGAUUUAUGGAAUGGAGUAUCAGCUGAUGUUCGAAACAGAUGGGGCAAUGAUUUUUUCGAUGAUUUACUUCAAAAAGCCGUAACAAAAAGUCCAUUUAUUAAUCGUGCUGAAGAUCCGAUCAAAGUCGUAAGAGCACUUCGACAUGCUGUUAUGAAUACUAAACCUCGUAUUCGGUAUCAGCCAGAUUUACAUGCUAAACUUUUGUUUUAUCCCGCUUCUAUGCUUCCUGCUUGGUUAUUUGAUAUAAUUGCUUCGAAAUUAAUUGGCUCAUCUCGUCUUCCUGCUGGAGUUAAAAAUCAAAUUCAAGACUAA